Molecule: messenger RNA, 5363 nt
Organism: Heterobasidion irregulare TC 32-1
Lineage: Eukaryota; Fungi; Basidiomycota; Agaricomycetes; Russulales; Bondarzewiaceae
Exons: 12
Coding region: 1-5145 (1714 amino acids)
Biological process (GO): actin filament organization
Cellular component (GO): actin filament
Molecular function (GO): actin filament binding
Source: RefSeq, a predicted model, not a curated record
AUGGCAAUGCUAGAAACGCCGUCUCGAAUAUGGCGCCGCAUCGAAGCCACGGAAGGUCACGACAUGCCCUCUCUUCCCUCGCUCCCCGCUUUUGAGGACUCCGGGAUCGACCCCUCCCUGUCUCACUCAUCCGACCAGGACUCUGACCCUGAUAUUUCUGCACCAUAUCACUCGACACCGACGGCAUCCUCCUCGAAUACUGCUCGCGCACCACCAAGCGUAUCCAGCACCGCUCGAUUCGCACAGUCGAUCGCCAGCCGUGGCGGCCGCUCCAUGUCCUCCAACAGUGCCCACAUCUCAGUGGCAAAUUCGAUGAGACGCUCUGGUAGAUCUCAGGAUCAGCUGGAGAGCUUUGACGAUAUCAGUAUGAUCCCAUCCUUACCCCAAGUUGAUCCAGAGGUGGGUUCCGAUUUUGAGGACUCGGAUAUGGAGCUCGGCAGCAUGGAAGGACACCGCGGAAACAUCGUACGGAUAGAUCACGGCGCUCAAGAUGACGACGAUGGCUUAUCGUUGGCAGAUGCCCUUCGUUCUGUUAGUCGAACGAGCUCACCCUUUCCGCCCAAUGAGUCAGAGGCAGAACACACACAGAAGCACGAAUAUUCUGUCAGUCUCAAGUCCGAGCCGAAGGCAUCUCCUUUCAACAAAAUGCGUAACGUCUCCUUUCGUAGGCCUGUACCACGCAUGCGCACGCCGUCUCUCACGCGAACAACGUCCUCUCCUGAGUCCUCGGCGUCAAACUCUACACCACAUAGCAGCCGCUCGUUUGCUGCAUCUCGUUCGCAAGCAGCUUCGCCCGUCACCGCCUUGAACAUUCCCUUACCACAAUCCAACAACGCAUCUCCAGCAGGGGUAUCGCUGCCCCCUUCAAGGAAUGCUUCCCAGCAGAGUCAAGAGAAUAUCUCUUACCCCUCUGGAGAUAGUGGCCCUCAAGAAGUAGAUGACGAACUGGACGUAAGCCUGCUUGAGAUCAGUCAUACCGUCGACGAACUCCCGGAAAGCCACAAUCAGACCGACUCAGAUGAGCGUGAGCCGACGUUUUCCUCCGGAGCGGCUCCGACACCUAGGUCCCAUAUUUCUUCGCCCGCACUCUCAUUGGCGCCGUCCAAUAUCUCCGGCAGAUCUCCCCCAGUCUUCUCCACUGCCCAAUCUUCUCCGGCACCCUCGAUCGCUUUCACGCCCACGCCCGCCUUUCAGCCACGCCCACGAGCCCGUUUCUUGGCUGUAUCUCCCGCACCAAAUUCCCAUUUCGGUGUCCCGUCUACCCCCGCUGUCCUGAACGCACAGGUAGCCGAGGAUGAUGACCCGACAACCCCAUUUGCCCGGCGUCGAUCUUUCCUGAUGGACGUAAUCAAUUCCACGGCGCGUCCCCGCCUGGCUCACCCGACCCCAUACACACAUCAGAUCGCUGACACCCCCGCCUCGGCCCUCUUGCAGACGCCCGCAUCAGUGAGCGUGAUUAACGAAGCGGACGAAAGCGCCAGCACGAUCCCCGCACCGGCAGGGCGCCUACAAGCUGCAUUCGCGGGCAUUACACCGCUCCCUCGCCCACGAGCGCAUGGGGGAAGGCUGUCGCAUCCUCUAGCACACGGCUGGACUGUGUCGUCCGAAUCUGAAGACAUCGCACACUCAGAUGCAGGUUCACAGUCGCCUUACGAUGUCAUGACGGAACGCGCCUCCUUCAUUUCGACAGCGUCCUCGCACGACUUGAACGGCCACCCACGCGCCAAUGCCUCGUUCGACCCUCUGAUGGGCCUUGGUGCAGGCGGACACGGUGUCGGGAGGUUCAAUGCAAACAAGCUCAAUACGUACUUGCAUGGAUUGAACAGGAGGCUCCAGGAAGAAAACGAGAAUAUGACAACGACGAACAUCGCGCUGAAGGAGGAAAUCGCGAUGCUGUUGGGGGAAAUAGAUAGUCUCAAAGGGGAGACGAGAAGGGGUGAGGGUAGAAGGGUCAGUGGCAUCAGACGCGUCAGCGAUAUCGGGACCACGCUAGGCCAUGUGGCAGAAGAUGUUGGUGGGGAAGGGUGGAUGGAGGAGAAAGUUGCAAUGGAGGAGGAGCUGGAAGGAUUGAGGGAGCAAUUUGAUAUCUGCAUGCAAGAGAGGGAGGAGGCUUUGCAACAGCUUGAGGAGCAGCAGGCCGAGCGCACAAAGGAUAAGGAGCAGUGGAAGAGGAGGAUGGACGAGGUGGAGCGCGGUGUGACACAAAUUGUGGGAGAUCUCGAGGCCAAGUUGGAAGCGGCGGUGGAGAGAGCCAACGGCGUCGAGGCGCGCGAGACAAAAAUAAAGGAGCUGCAGAGGGCGUUGGAGGACUCCGAAGCCGAACGGCAAUUCUCAGAGCAAAGGGCUGGGAAGGCUGAAAGGAUGCUGGAACACGAGGCUGGCUUCAGUGGAGAGCUCAGAGAGGCGAACGAGAGACUGGGGAAGGUGAUGGCUGAAUUGAGAGAGGCUCAGGCUCAGAUUGAGCGUCUUGAGACGGAGACUACUCGUUCGGGCGAUCGGGCAGCCGCCCUCGAACAAACCGCUAAAGAGGAUCGUGUCCGCAUCCAGAAACUCAAGGAGGAGCUUGACGAGAAAGAAGUCACUCUUGCAGAUACCGAACGCCAGCUCGCCGAUAAGGCAACAGCCCUUCACAAGACGCAGGACAAGUUAAACCAUGCCCAAACCUACAUCGCUGGCUUGGAGAGUGACGUCGCUACUGCAAGCGAGAAUGCUCGGGCCCUCAAGGACGAAUUGGCCUCAGCUCACGACCAGCUCAAGGAUGCUAUGGUGUCGGAGAACCAAAUGAAUGAGGAGAUGGGUCGAUUGGAAGAGGAAGCUGAUCGCAACGCUGAGCUCGCCCGGCAGUUAGAGGAGGCACUAGAGGCAGCAGAAACAAAAAUACAAGCCGAUGAAGGAACUAUAGCAGAGCUACGCAACAAGAUCGCAACCCUCGACCGCGAGCGUGAACGCGACCAUACGCGUUCACGCAUAGACCCUUCUAUGAACCAGGAUGCAGCAGUGGAAGAGGCGAUGGGUCAAGUUGAAGCCCUCGAAAAUGAACUCGACAAUGCCCACAGAGAGAUCGGCCGCCUCAAUGCCCAGCUAUCACAGUCGCCCGCUCGCAGAGCGAUUGAGAAAUCCAGGGAAAGUCGGAUUGAGAUGCUCGAGAAGGAAAAGGGCGAGUUGCUGGAACGGAUCAAAAACAUGAAGAGUGCUAUGAUCAGUAUGAGUACUCCAAGCAAGGGUGCCAACAGCAGUGCAAUGUCGCCCUUCCAUCGUCAACUGCUCAAUAUGACGAUGAAGACCCCCAAGACUCCCGGUGGACCUCUGAAGGAUAUGUCAUGGCUGCAUCCUAGCAUGGGAGAGCCGUCCGCCACCGCCUACGCCACGGGAAUCGCACACCUACAGAAAGAGCUCGAUCGCGCCAACGAAGACAUUGACGAAAAACUCGAUCGACUCUGGGACGCUGGCUUCGGUGUUGUGGAACUGACACAGCAGCUCGAGGACGAAAGAGCCCGGAACUCCACAUUGGAGGAAGAUGUCGCACGUCUGGUAAGGCGGGAAGAACGCCGAGUUCACCGACUAGAAAAAGCUCGAUGCCCAAAAUGUCGUAGCAAGGUCGACUUGCGCAGCCUGAACAGAGCUGCUGAAGGCGAUGAGAGGCAUGUUCUUUCUUCUAUAGACUUCUCUUCACUGGGUUUAAUGUCUGAACAUCCCGCUUCUACCUCGAAGACAUCUGAGACCCUUCGCGCCGAGCUACAGACUGUGAAUCAGCGAUUGAAGACCAUGAAAAGACAGUGGGAAGACGAGAAGCGACAGCUUCUUGGUGAUAAGGCCGCUCUCCAAGAUGCUACUCACCGACUGAACCUCCAGGUUCAGGAUGCAAAGGAUCGCAUUGCCGCCAAAGAGCGCGCCGGAGAGAAGGCGAAGGCUGGAAUACAAGGAGAGUUGGAUCAGGCAAACCACGUAAUCUCAGACCUCGAGGAGGCCUUGAAAAGCGAGCGUACACGUUUGAGAUCGUUGAGCACUGAACAGCGACAGGUCGACCGAGAAAAGUCUGACGUCCUUCUGCAACUGCGGCGGGCGGAGUCUGAUAUGGAGGACAUCAAGCAGCAACUGCAGCGUGUCAAGAAAAACAAUCAUGAACUCGAGGCUGAGCUGCGAGUCAACGCAAUCGCCGAUCAAAAGGCACGCUUGCUCGAAGCCAAAGCGGCGGAGAACAUGGAGACCAUUGAACAACUGCGACAAGAGCGCACCCUUUUGGCCGCUGAUCACAAGUCGCUUCAACGCCGCUUCACCGAGGUGUCCGAGCGGAUGAAGAAGCUCCGAGACGAGCAUGCUGCCUCGCAAAAUUCGCAUGAGAACCGCCGACACGCGCUCGAUCUGCAUCUGCUCGAGAUUGAGGACUUGAAGCAGCAAUUGGCAGAACGCACAGAUGCGCUCAAGGCCUCUGAGGCGGCGAAGUCUGAUGCCCGCCGCGUUUCUUCCAAAGAUAAAGACCAGGAGUACAGAGAGAGGGAAAGGGAGAUCGCUGCUCUGGAGGCGGACCUUGCCCGUGUGCGUCGCUCUGCAGAAGCCCUCGGGAAGGACUUGCGGGCCCAGAGGGAGAAGAGAGAGGAGGAAAGGAAGGCGGAGAAGGCGAAGGCAGGCGAGAGGGCCAGGAAGCAGGCGACGGCCGAAGUCAGGGUCCUUCGUGAACGGACCGAGGCACUUGAAGACGAGCUGAACAAUUGGGCGAAGCACGUCUGUGCCACGGACGCUUCAGCUGUCGGCGCGCUUCGCGCACAACACAAGGAAGAGGCUAGAGGCCUGAUGCUCCAGAUCCGUUACCUCAAGGCCAAGUGGACACGGGAGAACGUGCUGCGUGUGGGCUUGAGCGAACAGAAGAAGUAUCUGCUGGUACUACUGACCCGGCACGAGCGCGGCGACCGGAAAGUUCUCGCGGCGAUCGCGCAAAUUGGAUUCCCUGUCGUCGAUUCCGUUCCAAAGCCGAGGAGACGACCAUUGAAAGCUAUUGCGAUGAGUCUGAUAUUCUUAGCCCGCGUUGGACGAUCCAGCGAUAAGUGGCGGGAAGAACGCGCGUCGAAACCCUUGUUGCGAGCGGCGCUGGAGGAUGUAAGGCGACGGCGCGUACAACCUGGUCCAAGCAGACAGCGGACUUCAUAGUUUCUUUUGAUUUUUUCGGAUCUCUCGGCUUCUCUUUUCCUUUUGCUGUACAGUACUUGUAUGACGUAUUCUAGAGCGUUCCAUACCUACGAUUAUCGCACCUUCUUGUUGUGGAGUGGGGUCUUCGUGUAAUGCGUGUUGACUAUCCUGCCGUGUGUUGAUUAUGCAUGUCAUUUAUUGUGUCGAUAUGGGUGUAUUGUAUAGGAUCCAGUGCGACG